CCCGGCAUGCCCCGCGCCGGAACGGGAAGCGCCUCCCGCCCUAUAAGGCAGCGGCGCCGCCGCCUCGCUUAAAGGGGCCGCGGCCUGCGGGAGGAGAUGUUUCCCACUGGGCUCUGUCUCUAGGAUGUUGGAGAACCAAGAGGAGGAGGUGACCACGGUGCGCGUCCAGGACCCCCGGGUGCAGAACGAAGGCUCCUGGAACUCCUAUGUGGAUUACAAAAUCUUCCUCCACGUGAGAUCCUGCCCUGCUCUGCCUUCCAGCCCCUCAGCCACGUGGAUUACUUCCCUGCUGGGUUGUUUGUUGCAGACCAACAGCAAGGCCUUCACUGCCAAGACCUCAUGCGUGCGGCGCCGCUACCGUGAGUUCGUGUGGCUGAAGAGGCAGCUCCAGAGGAACGCUGGCUUGGUGCCUGUGCCAGAGCUGCCUGGGAAAUCCACCUUCUUUGUGGGCAGCACAGAUGAGUUCAUUGAGAAGAGGAGGCAGGGCCUGCAGCAGUUCCUGGAGAAGGUCGUGCAGAACGUUGUGCUGCUGUCAGACAGCAGGCUGCACCUCUUCCUGCAGAGCCAGCUCUCUGUCCCCGAGAUCGAGGCCUGUGUGCAGGGCCAGGGGCCCCAGACAGUGACAGAAGCCAUCCUGCACUAUGCCAUGUCCAACUGUGGCUGGGCCCAGGAGGAGGAGAGCAGGCCCACGCUGCUGCUGCCUGGAGGGCACCUGAGUGCCAGCUCUGCUGGCCUGGGAAGCCCACAGGGUCCAAGCUGCCUGGAGACCUUCCCAUACUGGAGUGACUUUGGCAUGGAGGAUGCCCACUCGGACAGCCCGGAGGAGCCUGCCAAGCCCCCGGGUGGGCAGCCUGAGGUGCAGUGAGCAGCUCCAGCACCUCCCCUGCACCUUCCACCUGCAGCCCUCGCUGGAAGAGGGAUCAGUGUGGAGCCAGAGAGAUGUCCAGGCUGGUGGGACUGGGGCUGCACUGGGGGCACAGCCUUGCUCCUGCUGUGUCUGGAGCUCACCUGCUGGCUCCCUGCAGACUCCUGCCUGUCCCUGGUGGCCCUGGCAGUGUGCUCCUCUUGCUCUUCUCUUUGGAGAAGGGCUCUAGGGGUUCGUGCAGCCUCUGUUUGUUCUUCCCAUGGCCUUUGCUCUCUCACUGGGGCAGCAGCAGGGCUUGGUUAGGUGGCAGUGCCAGCUGCUCUUGGCCUGGCCAUGGCCUGCAGCAGGGGUGGGAGAUGCUGGCCUGCAUGCAGCUUGUCCUUGGGGUAGCAGGGGCUGCCUGCUGCCCAGGGGGGGUCUCUCCAGCUCAUCUCCUUCUAUUCCCCAUGGAACAGGCCACGAUUCCCUGGCACCAGCUGUGGUGCAGCUCCUGGGAAGGGAGGGAGGGAGAGAGUGGUCUCAGCUGCAUGGAACUGAAGCCCACCCAUGGGGUGCAGAUUCCAUAGCCACACCUGGGACCUCCUGGCACAGCUCAGCCACAGGGACUGAGCUUUCCCCUGGCACUGUGGGGUACAGGAAUGGGGCAGAGGGGGGUGCCCUUUCCAGAUGGGCUUCCAGGGUGGGAAUUCAGAGCCUGGCAGCCAGGAUUUAGUUCACUCAGGAAGAAGGAGCCUGUAGCUGCCUUGGGGUUGGCAUCUGGCAGCACCUGGGGGGCUCUGGCUACUCCUGAUGCCUCUCCCUGUGUCCUCCUGCACCUUUUUCCUACCCCCCCACCUGAGCACUGGUGAAGGCAGAGCUGUGAUGUGCUCUGAUUGCAAUAAAAAGGGAGUGAGGAGA
Messenger RNA from Pogoniulus pusillus (Red-fronted tinkerbird), 1762 nucleotides. RefSeq names its product sorting nexin 11 (gene SNX11). Gene Ontology annotation, molecular function: phosphatidylinositol phosphate binding. The record is from RefSeq and is a predicted model, not a curated record. Gene Ontology annotation, biological process: intracellular protein transport; vesicle organization. The coding region runs from base 125 to 865 and encodes 246 amino acids. The transcript has 7 exons. NCBI's taxonomy places the organism in Eukaryota, Metazoa, Chordata, Aves, Piciformes, Lybiidae. Gene Ontology annotation, cellular component: endosome.